GAAAAGGGGAAAAAACCAUGAAACAUGUUUUCAAAAUAUUAAUGUCGCUUCUUUCAACACACUGCCUUAAAAGAAAGUCCGCUCGGCUGCAUUUCAAGAACUCAAGUGCAAACGGGAACCCGAAGACGUGAUGACAGCACGCAUGGGCGACCACAUUGUUUUGGUGCUACACCCGGAAGUCGCCCCCGCGGGAAACACGGCCGGCGAGGUAGAGUUCCGCGCAGCUUUUGGUUCCGCGGCUGCACCGUGAAAUUCUGGCCUCGGAGAUGAUUCCCAUGCCGGUGGUGGUCUGCGUGCUGGGCGGGUGGUGCGCUCUUUACUUGGCCGACACGGCGCUGAAGUCAUCUUCCUCCCUGAGGGCGUCUUAUGAGGAUUGGCUCACAUACUAUGGUCUAACUGUGUCUCCAUUCCACAUGCGAUGGCAGACAGCUCUUUUCAACCGGCUCUUCUACAGCUGGGGAAGAUGGAAGCCCCGAUUGCUUUACCUAUGGUUUAACAUGGGAAUGAUUUUUGGCAUAGCUGCUAUGUUUGGUUCUGUUAUUCUCCUGGGGAAGACACUGCUGCAGACUCUCUCGCAGAUGCUAUCUGAAUCUCCUACAGGCCAGAAUGAUCAGAUGCUGCAGGUUGUGGUGCCUGGUGUAAAUCUUCCCAUCAGUCAGCUGUCCUAUUUCUUCACAGCCAUCCUCAUCAGUGGUGUCAUACAUGAAGUUGGCCAUGGGGUGGCAGCUAUCCGCGAACAGGUUCGGUUCAAUGGCUUUGGAAUUUUUAUAUUUAUUGUUUAUCCUGGGGCAUUUGUUGAUCUCUUCACCACCCACUUGCAACUAAUUUCUCCAGUCCAGCAGCUUAGAAUAUUUUGUGCAGGAGUUUGGCAUAACUUCGUGCUUGGAGUUGCAGGCCUUGUGGUUCUCUUCUUACUGCCAGCUAUUCUUUUUCCAUUGUAUUACACUAAUGCAGGGGCUCUUGUCACUGAAGUCGCAGAGGACUCUCCUGCUAAUGGGCCCAGAGGCCUUUUUGUUGGUGACCUUGUGACUAGUCUGCAAGACUGCCCAGUUAAUAGUGUGGAGGACUGGAAUUCCUGCCUGGGAAAGAUCUCUGUGAAGCCACAGACAGGCUAUUGCAUAAAGACAUCAGUACUACAACAGCUGAGCUACCCAUCUAGAGGUUUUAAAAGACUUGAUGGCACCAUUGAAUGUUGUAACAACAACAGUCUCACAGAUGUCUGCUUUUCAUACAUCAAUAAUCUGAAUAGUCACCAGUAUGCUUGCCUGCCAGCCCGGAAAGCUAUCGAGGCCAGUCAACUUUGCCGAACUGAUGUGGAUUGCCAGAAGGAUUUUGUCCCAAGUUUGUGUGUAACACCUUCUUUGGAAAAUCAAACCAGGUUCAUUCGGGUGAAACAUCCCCCUCAGGUUGAUAUGUUGUUUGUUGGACACCCACUGCAUCUUCAAUAUACAGUGAGCCUCAGCAGUUUUGUACCUCGACACAAUUUUCUCAGUGUGGACCUGCCUGUGGUUGUGGAAACGUUUUGCAAAUAUCUGAUUUCACUCUCUGGAGCACUGGCUGUGAUUAAUGCAGUCCCUUGCUUUGCUUUGGAUGGUCAAUGGAUAUUGAACUCCUUCCUGGAAGCUACUCUUAACACACUGAUAGUUGAAAAACAAAACAGGGAGCUGGUUGGCUUCUUAAUUUUGCUUGCUGGCAGCACACUUUUGGCUGCCAACGUGGCGCUCGGCCUCUGGGUUGUGACAGCACGAUAGCAUAUAGCGCAUUUUGAAGUUGGGUGGUAUAUAUUUAAAGUACCUGGGAAAGAGUUCUGCCUUCUAACAUCAUGUGUAUGUAUGUAUGUACACAUUCUGUAGGAGCAGAAGUAGCUUCAAUCAAAUUAUAUUUCAAGAAAGAGAACUCUCCUCUGAAUUGCAAGGAAUUCAGGACUCUAUAGGGUUUUUUAAAUGUAAAAACUGUUUUGAAAAAAGAGAAUUAAGAGUAAAGUUUGGGUUAUGUAGGUUUCUAUCCAGUUCACUGUUCAGCACUGAAAUCUUUACAGAUGGGAGGAAACUUCCUGAAUAUUUUUAAUUUAAUUUUUUUUUAGAGGUGAACGCUAAUGGAUCUCAUCACCAUACAGAAUUAUUUUGCUUUUUAUCUGAUUGUAUCUGAGAUUAAUUUUUGAAAAUCAGUUGUAUCAGAUAAUUUUUGCUUUUAUGGGAAUGUUUAUGUCAGAUGAAGAUAUGCCACCUUGAAAAACAAGUUCUGCAUUACCUCCAAAGUAUGUUUAAAGUUUUACUUUCUUAACAAAUAAUGUUUUUACUUUGAAUUGUAUAUUUUCACUUUAUGGCCAAAAUGUUAUGCCUAAAGCACUUUAAUAUGGCCUAUGCCAAUUUGAGAAAACGGUAAAGGGUAUGCUUAUACUUUUUAAAUAAUUAGUUGGAAAUCUCCGUGAUAGAAGCAGAACAUAAAUUUGAAUCUGAAGUAUAGAUAAUAAUAAUGUGUGCCAUUGCUAUUUAUACUCAUUGUUAACAUCUGUAUCAGAUGAAAAGCUACGGUUUUAUAUUUUCAGAAAGUGUACAUAAUUUGGUCUGAUUUCCUAGUAACACUUAGUAGAGUGUAAGUUCCACUGAGCUCAAUGAGAUGUUCUUCUGAGUAGACAUGCUUAGGAUUGCAUUGCACAAUUAAUAUUUAACUGAACUCUUUUGUGACCAAACUGUUAUGUUUAUAAACUGAUACAGAAUGAAUUUGUCAAAUUUUAUGGAAUGAUCUGAUGCUAGUGAAUGUAGAUAUGUAAUUAAAGACUUUCCUUGAACAAGGAUGCAAAAUACCUUUGUACAGAAUGGUGCCUAUAGGCAUUGCAGAAAUUGUCUUGUAUAUAUUGUGUGUGUUUGUAUGUUUAUAAUUCGUAUCAAUAGUUUUAAGGCUGAACAAAUGAUACUUGGAAGACCUGAUUUACCAAGGUCACAGUCCAACACAGUAUUAGAAGUAAUUUUAGCACACUGAUGUAUUUGUAGGUUUGAUUUAGAUCUAGUAGUCAGCCUGGGCACAAAAACAAAAUGUGUGAAAGGUAUGUUAUGUAUGAUCACUCUAAAGCAGGGCUUUUCCAUUCUUGACCCCCUUUGGACUGGGAAUUUUUUACUCAACCUCGGGUAUAUAGGUAUUUAAAAUGAGCAUAAAAAUCAAACUUUUCCUGAUAACAAACCAGCAUUUGCAAGGUUUGCUAAAGAAGCUGAUUUUCCUUUUUGUGGAGUACAGCUAAAGCAUUUUAUGCAGAGUCCUCUAUAAACACUGCACAUUGUUGUGGACAGGUUUAUGUAAAUGGGUGGUUUUCAGAAACCUUUCACGGUUGCCAAAUUUUCAGGACCCCAACAUUAAGCUAAGAGGACCUCACUUGGAGCCGGGACCCAAAGUUUAAGAAGCAGUGCUCUAAAAGAGCCUCUAAAGCAGGGUCCUCAAACUUUUAAAGUAGAGGGCCGGUUCACCAUCCUUCAGACUGUUGAGGGGCCAAAUUAUCAUUUGAAAAUAUUAUAUAUAUAUAUAUAUAUAUAUAUAUAUAUAUAUAUAUAUAUAUCUUAUUUGUAGUGCAAAACAACAACAAUAACAAUGAAAGACCAAUACAAUAUUUAAAAAUGAAAAUAAUUUUAACCAACAUAAACCUAUCAGGAUUUCAAUAGGAAGUGUGGGCCUGCUUCUGGCCAAUGAGAUAGUCAGGUUAAUUAGGAUUGUUGUUGUUGUGUGCCUUCAAGUCAUUUCAGACUUUGGGCGAGCCUAAGUCCAAAAUUAUUUAUUUAUUCAUUUAUUACAUUUAUUUACUACAUUUAUAUCUCACCCUUCUCACCCUCAAGGGAACUCAGAGCAGCUGUAUGUACAUACAAUAUAUUAUAUUAUUAGCAAAGCACAAUAUUAGCAUUAUGUAUUACUAUAUUGAACUAUACCACUAUACUGUAAUAUUAUAUGUAAUAUAUAACAUACAAUUAAUAUUAAAAAGGUAAAGGUUUCCCCUGACAUUAAGUCCAGUCAUGUCUGACUCUGGCGGUUGGUGCUCAUCUCCAUUUCUAAGCUGAAGAGCCGGCGUUGUCCGUAGACACCUCCAAGGUCAUGUGGCCACUGGCAUGACUGCAUGGAGCGCCCUUGCCUUCCUGCCGGAGCGGUACCUAUUGAUCUACUCACAUUGGUAUGUUUUCGAACUGCUAGGUUGGCAGGAGCUGGAGCUAAUAGCGGCCGUUCCCGCCGCUCCCGGGGUUUGAACCUGGGACCUUUCGGUCUCCAGCUCAGUGCUUUAUUAUUAUUAAUAUAAUAAUUAAUAUUAUUAUAUGGUAUUAUUAUUAAUAUUAUAUUGUAUAAAAUGAUAAUAUUAUUAUCAAUAUCAUAUGUAUAUACAAUAUAUUAUAUUAUAAAAAUCUUAUAUUAUAAAUGAGGGCAGGGGCCAGGUAAAUGACCUUGGAGGGCCGCAUCCAGCCCCCGGGCCUUAGUUUGGGGACCCCUGCUCUAAAGGAACAUGUAAGUCCUUUGGGUAUGGAUGAAAGAAAGGGCAUUAACUGGAUACUACUUUAUGUUUAAUGUUAGGACCAGGUGAAAAUUGCAAACACUUUGUGAUUGUUUUUGAUACUGUUUGUGACUUCUGGCUUGAUAAAGUUCAAUGACAUUUUUCUCCAAACUUUACAAAUAUAGAAGUAUGAAUCAUUGACUUCGAAAUCUCAUUUGAUUACCUAAAAGUUUGGUUGAAAUGAUGAGCCUUGCUUCCGUGUAGAUAUAGAAAAAAUGCAGUAAAGAGCCAUUCAGGUUGAAAAAGGCAUACGCAGUUGAGCCUUUAAUCGGUGUUAGGGCACAGUUCAUUUGCAAAAGUGGAAAAACUUCGAAUAUUGCUAGGCCUCCAAACCUUCUUUUAAAACUAUUGACCAUAUUUAACACAUGUACGUCUAUGUUUUCCAUUUAAUUAUUGAUGACAAACUUGUGAAUAAUCAAAUUUAAGACGAUUAAACCCACAAAAAUUGAGGUUUGAUUGUAGAUUGUGCUAUGAAAGUGCAAUUACUUAAAUUAGAUUUUCAAGGACACCUAAAAUGCUUAAAUUGUUUAAAAUGUGAGUUCAGAUGAGCAAUAUCACCCAGCAAAUAAGCAUUCCCGAUGGUACUUUAUUGUAACAAAGCUGUGUUUGAAUUCAUUUUCAACUUCUCAUUCCAGAAUGAUUGCAGUUCAUUUCUGUGACUUCAUUUUCAAGUGGUAACCCGAUGUAUUCACUUACACAUUUUCCAUGACUUUUCAUAUAAUUCUUUUGCAAAGUUCAAAACAUACCUCCUGUAAUGGCAAUUAUAGCUGUUUCAUUUUUUUGAUAAACAUUUUGUUCAGUUGUUUAGGGUAAAUAAUGGAAGUCAGAGUGAAGUGAGAAAUUCUUCUUUUUCUUUCUGUUUCAAAAGAGACUGAUAGUUCAAGGGAAGAUCAAAUAAAAAAAACAGCUGAUAUCUUCA
This is a messenger RNA of Anolis carolinensis (green anole), 5444 nucleotides long. It is a transcript of the gene mbtps2, whose product is annotated as membrane bound transcription factor peptidase, site 2. The transcript has 11 exons. The record is from RefSeq and is a predicted model, not a curated record. Gene Ontology annotation, molecular function: protein binding; metalloendopeptidase activity. NCBI's taxonomy places the organism in Eukaryota, Metazoa, Chordata, Lepidosauria, Squamata, Anolidae. Bases 267 to 1751 code for a protein of 494 amino acids. Gene Ontology annotation, cellular component: cytoplasm; membrane. Gene Ontology annotation, biological process: regulation of response to endoplasmic reticulum stress; membrane protein intracellular domain proteolysis.